Molecule: messenger RNA, 1866 nt
Organism: Symbiodinium natans
Lineage: Eukaryota; Dinophyceae; Suessiales; Symbiodiniaceae
Source: the annotation of a GenBank genome assembly
AUGCGCUCUGCGCCGCGGGAGAUUGAUGAAGAGGACUCCGUGCAGAUAUUUGCUGAAGCAGUCUCCGUGCACAUCAAGCCCCACGGCCGAGACGAGUUUGUUGCCCAGCUGACGGUGUGCCUGCGGCCGGACAACCCGGCCCACCCGCGCAACUUGCUGCUCGAGCUCACGGAUGAGAACGAUUUACUCUUCUACCACAGCUUGAUGCUGGGAGAAGGAGAUUACCAUUCUCUGAGGGCCGAGCAGCGCCUUCUGGUCGAUUUCCAGUCCUUCCCGGAACAGCUGGCAGUCUUCCUGCGAAGAUGCUGCGGUACGGAGGUUCAGGGGCUGCCAUCGCUGUCGUCGGGGUCGAAGAUGCUGGCAGUCCUCGACUGCGGUCCUGCUGGUGUGAGCAACUUCAGCAUCGUCGAGUCCAACCACUUUCGGGAGCUGACUCACAUUGCGCUUCAGCUCCGACAGGGUUCGGAUGAGGUGGUGAAGAAGCAUCUUGCGCAGAAGCUCCGUGCUGCCCGCGCAGAGGCUGCAAGUCUCGGCCAGCGCCUUGCCACAACCAGCGAGGCUUUGAUGCAGAGCCAGAAGCAGGUGAACGAGCUGACAGCCAGCGCACGCGUCGUCGCUGACGAGCGGGUGCGCUUGGAAGAGUCGCUGCGGACCACCCAUCAGCGGGAACUCCGUGAAUCGAAGGAAGAGCAUGUCCGAGCGAUCGCUGAGCUGCAGCGCUCCCUCACAGAGGAGAGGGCCCAACUGGAAUCUGAGCACAAGCAGGAGCUGCGGGCUGCACUGGACCGCGCGCAAAGUGCGGAGGGCUCGGUUGAGGAGCUCCAGCGAACACGGCAGUCGCUUGCAGCGACAGGACAAGGCUGUCGCGAACGUCUGGAGGUGGCCGAGCGCCAGGUGAUGGAGGCCUCGCAAGAGACGAGCGAGCUUCGGAAGCAGCUAAAGCAGCUGGAAGAGCUGAAGUUCCGGCACGAGCGAGACCUCAGCGGCCUGCAGGUUCAGCUGGCCUCAGUGAAGGAGCAGCUGGCUGUGCGUGAGCAGCACGCCUCCAGCCAGGCAGCCCAGAUCGAUGAGGCCGUGAGGGAGCGGAGGAUGCUGGAGGAAAGCCUGGCCACCGUCAAGAAGCAGGCGCAAAGCCUGGAGGAGAAGUUCAACCUCUCAGCCCAGGAGAUUGCCAAAGGCAACCGAAUCAUCCAGAACCUGCACCAGACGUCGAAGGAGGCGAAGGCCAAGCUGCGUCUCAAAGCUUCGGAGCUCAUGCAGCAUGAGAAGACUAGGUUGGAGCUAGAGAAAGCCGAGGAGUUGAAGAAGCACGCCCUCGAGGAGAAGGGCCACGAGCUCUCAAGGGGAAAGGCUCGCGAGGAGAAGCUGCAACAGGACAUCGAGGACCUGAAGCGAAAGUUGGCCGAAGCUCAUGAUGUCAUGAAGUCCAAUCGGGAGGUGAUCGAGUACCUGAACCGGCAGCUGACUGAGCGAGACCUCAAGGCAUUGCCGGGGCCGGCCAGCCCCUGGAGCACAUCAGAUCCGACAUCGGCAGCGACCCUCCGGGUGCCGGGAGCCAACUCGGCUUUAUCCGAGCUGCUCGGGAAAGUUGAUGGCCUCACUGCCACGAAGAAAAGUCCAGCUCCGAGCAUAGGCUUCGGGACAGCGACGACGGGCUUGGGCAUGCUGUCUGGUCUCAGCAUGAGCGCCUUCUCGACCCCAUCUCCGGCGAAGACCUCCGUGCUCAGCGCAACCACGUCACCGUCGCCGCCGGUCAGCUACUCCCCCAACAAUCAGGAUGAGGAUGCGUCGCUUCGCAAGCCUGUGGUCUACAAGCGCCCAGGCACUGGGUCGUUGGAGCCCACGUUGCGUGCGGCAGCGGUUUGA